Spea bombifrons (plains spadefoot toad) is the source of this 1645-nucleotide messenger RNA. RefSeq names its product chromobox 1 (gene CBX1). Gene Ontology annotation, cellular component: nucleus; pericentric heterochromatin. Gene Ontology annotation, biological process: chromatin organization; negative regulation of transcription by RNA polymerase II. Bases 332 to 886 code for a protein of 184 amino acids. The transcript is spliced from 5 exons. The record is from RefSeq and is a predicted model, not a curated record. Gene Ontology annotation, molecular function: chromatin binding. Lineage: Eukaryota; Metazoa; Chordata; Amphibia; Anura; Pelobatidae.
GAACUACAGCUCCCGUGAUUCUUCGCCUGUUUGUCCUUGCGCGUGCGCACUCGCCAGAUUCGGUGGCGGCAGAGGAGCUCCUUUUGUUUGGUAGGCGCCAGAUACCUGAGAACCGAACCGAGUCCUGCGAGAAGAGAUCCCAGCCCGAACUGCAUGCACGAGGCGUAGAUCUGCACCCGGAGUAAUCCCGCGUAGGUUUGCAUUGCGAAUCCGACAUAGAUUUGCAGGUAUAUAAUCAGACGGUAGACGGGCCCGGGAGCCGCCUGGGACCAACCCAGAGGGCGAUUGUAGAGGAAGGGUGGUAACUCAAGCAGAUAAACUGGCGGCCUCAAUGGGAAAAAAGCAAAACAAGAAAAAAAUGGAAGAAGUUGUGGAUGAGGAAGAGGAAGAAUACGUGGUGGAGAAAGUCUUAGACCGACGGGUGGUCAAAGGGAAGGUAGAAUACCUGCUGAAAUGGAAAGGUUUUUCUGAUGAAGACAACACCUGGGAGCCGGAGGAGAACCUCGACUGCCCUGAUUUAAUUGCCGAGUUCCUUCAGUCGCAGAAAGCUGCGCACGAGGCCGAGAAAUCAGAGGGUAGCAAACGCAAAGGGGAUUCAGACAGUGAGGUCGGGGAGGAGAGCAAGCCAAAGAAAAAGAAAGAAGAGGCAGAGAAGCCGCGUGGAUUUGCCAGGGGUUUGGAACCAGAGAGAAUUAUUGGAGCCACUGACUCCAGUGGAGAGUUGAUGUUCCUGAUGAAGUGGAAAAACUCAGAUGAAGCGGACCUUGUCCCAGCCAAGGAAGCCAACGUGAAAUGCCCCCAGGUUGUGAUCUCUUUCUAUGAGGAAAGACUGACAUGGCACUCUUACCCUUCGGAAGAUGAUGACAAGAAAGAAGAGAAGAACUAAGUGCCCUGCACAAACUAUUAAACACCGACCUCAGAGGGUGGGUGAGAUUUAUACUCUUGUUACUCCACGACAGGACGGGGAGAGGUCCUGCAGGAUUCAGUCUGUCCUGCAGCCCUGGUCAGUAUUUUCCAUUUAAAAAAAAAAAAGUUUUUAGCUUUCUGUCUGGUGGAACGUAGCGCAGGAGACACUGCACCCUACAAGCUUCUCCUCCUCCUUCCAAAUAGUGUUAUAAACUGCAUUUUUACCGAGUAGCAUGUAAUGUUUGGCUAUUAGUGAUGUCUGUUAAAAAGACGUUGGUCACUGGGGUGGGAGGGAUGGGGGGAAAAAGUUUUUUUUAUUUUAUAUUUUAAUCCUGGAAAGAAGAAAAAAUAUUGCCAACAGUCAAGGACCCUGCAGCAAAUCUACUGCUGGCAGUUCAAUCUCUGGGUCUUUACUGUGGGGGACCAGAUCGGUCGAGAAAAGAGGUUUGCUCCCCAUUCCUUGGUUCUUCAGGCAGAAACAUGGAGCAGGUGUUCUGUUUGUGGGGUUUUUUUUUUUUAAACAAUUCCCUGUCUUGAACUCUUUUAGACCUUUGCGCCCGGUUACCUGGUCUGGGAUCACCUAUAGAGUCAUUGUAUAAAUUGUCUAAUUUUUAAUACUUUUUUUUCUUGUUUUUAACGCAUGUGUCUAGGGUUCUGUGAAACUUUGUUUAAAUGUAAAGUAAAUCUUAGGCAACAUUUUGUCAGUCCGUCGUCGUAAUAAAACUUCUAGAUUUCUAAA